UGAGAAACGCAUAUACAGAGAGAGUGAGACGCGUAUACAGAGAAAGAGAGAGAGCGCGCGAGAGAGAGAGAGAGUGAGAGAGAGAGAGUGAGAGAGAGAGAGAGACGCGAAUCCACCGAGCAGGAGAAAGUAUUCUUGGAAAGGAAUUCCAAAUGGAUGGGAUGAAACCAGCCAUGGAGUCGACGGCCGAGGAGAACCCCGAUGAGAGGGAGGAGAGCAAAGGUUGCUUGGACUGCUGCAUUAAGUGUCUGGGUGGGGUGCCAUAUGCCUCAUUGGUGGCCACCAUCCUGUGCUUCUCGGGAGUGGCGCUGUUCUGUGGCUGUGGGCAUGUGGCACUGACAGGCACUGUGACUAUGCUGGAGAACCACUUCUCUCGCAUCACAUCAGACCAUGCCACCCUCAUCGAUGUUGUUCAGAUUCUGCAGUACAUCAUUUACGGCAUCGCCUCUUUCUUCUUCCUCUAUGGCAUCAUCCUGUUGGCUGAGGGCUUCUACACGACCAGCGCCGUGAAAGAGAUGCACAGCGAAUUUAAGACCACUGUGUGCGGCCGCUGCAUCAGUGCCAUGUUUGUGUUCCUGACCUACAUCCUGGGCUUGGCAUGGCUGGGCAUCUUCGGCUUUUCCGCGGUGCCUGUCUUCCUUUUCUACAACAUGUGGACCACGUGCGCCGCCAUGAAGUCUCCCAUCGCCAACCUCACCUCUGUGGACAACAUCUGUGUGGACGUGAGGCAGUACGGAGUCAUUCCCUGGAAUGCCGAUCCUGGUAAGGCAUGUGGACAAACCUUGGCUGACAUCUGUAACACCAGUGAGUUCUAUUUGUCCUACCAUCUGUACAUUGUUGCGUGUGCUGGAGCUGGAGCCACUGUGAUUGCACUGAUCCACUAUCUUAUGAUCCUGUCGGCUAACUGGGCGUAUCUGAAGGGGGCGUGCCAGCAGACCCACGCCUACCAGGACAUCAAGACCAAGGAUGACGCUGAACUGCAAGACGUGCAGUCGCGCUCUAAGGAGGGCCUCAAUUCUUACUCAUAAACAAGGCGAAGUCACGCCACAUGCUGUGAAAAAAAGAUAUCCUUCCAAGAGAAUACAUCUUGAAUGUAGGCAAAAUAUUGACCAUUGCUGAUUAUAUCUUUAUUGUAAGAUUAUUAUGAGAUUAUUCAGUCUAUUUCUAGAUUUGUUUACCUAUUUUAAGCGAAAUGUUCACGCUGCACUGCCAGAUACUUUUGCUUAUUUUAAUAAAUAAAGCUUAAGGAAAGCAAAUCACCACUGUCAGACAAAACCUCCUAUCUUUUACAGAAGAAUAAAACGUAUUUUUCGAUUCAUUUCUCCACCAUUUCUGUAAAUCCAUUCAGCAUUAAAUUUGAAUACAAUGUAAAAUGCGCUGCCAAAUUAUGAAAAUAAAUAAAUAAAUAGAUGAAAAAUGGAGACACAAGGUUUUGUUGUCUUGACAGCAGUUUAGUAAGGUAAUUUUGCCUGAUUGCCUAAAAUAAGGUAACAUGAUCUAAGUAGGUAAAAUUAUUUUGUAAUAAUUUUACAAUAUGAGAAGUGGCAAAUAUAUUGCCUACAUUCAGGAUAUUUUCUCUUGCCAACAUAUAUAUUUUUUUCCAGCGCAGAUCGACUUAACCUUCCUUUUAACCCCACAAUCUAACACACAUACACACACAGAAAUACAAUACAGUGCUAACUAACUUGGCCUAGUAGUGCGCCGCAACAACAGUGCGUUAAAACAAUACAGUUAUAAGCAGUUACGACCACGGUAUGACAUUGAUUAUUGGUUUUAUGUAAAAGUGAUAAGAAAUGACAGAAUCCAUUUUGCUGAUUGUGUAGUUAAUGAUGAUAUAGAUGUGUUUUAUUCGAUGUUGGUAAGGUUGUAUGAAAAUGCAUGUGUAAUUAUUUCAGUGCUCGUUGCUAAUGUCUUAAAAAAAUAUAUAUAUUGAAAGUGCUGAGUCGUGCUUGUAACUGGGUUGUCUCUGGCUUCAUGACGCACUGUUGGAGUAAAGCACUACCUCACAGCUGUUACUGUCUGCACUAACACGAUACAGACAUUUUGCAGGAACUUCCUUUUUUGGUGUUUUAUACAUAUAUAAAUAUAUAUAAAUGUGUGAAAGUGUAUGAAUGUUGUUGGUUUUUUUAAUACUUAACGUAUGCCAGGUUUAAUAUGAUAUUUCUCUGGUCUCUUUCUCUCUCUUUCUUGGUUACCACUACUUUAGUUUUUUUCCAAACUGCUUUUUUUGUAUUACUAACCUUCUUUAUUUUUCUUUUUUUAUACUGGUACUUGAUACAUUGCACUAUUCUAAAAUGGCAAGACGAUAAACAUUCACAUUGUAGAAUUUCUCUAAAAAGUGUGGAUAUCUUGGUAAAUUAAGUUGUUUUUAAUCGUAACCCAAGUAAAACGACGAAGGAAAGUGAACUAUGAAUGGAAAGUGAAUAAUUCUACACUGAAAAAACAGUUCUUUGAGUUUGGUAGAGUGAAGCUUGUACAUCAGUUGCACAUGAAUAAAAUCAAUAUUUAAAAACUGGAUAGAACUGGUUCUAAAAUCUGAGGUUCGAAGCUGGUGUAAAAUACAUCCACAUAUGGCUGCACAUCAUCAACUGAAUUCUGUAUUAAUGCACCAAGUUAUUCUAUUGCUUGGCAGCCAUAGCCUGUACUGUGUAUCAGCAGAGUUGUUUACUGUGAUUAAUAUCAAUAGGAGCCUAAAUUAAAUUACCUAAUAAUUCUCAAAUUGUCAUAUUUUAACAAAAGCUCCUAACACAGAAUCAUGGUAACAUGUGAGCUCUUGGCUUAUUGAUUUAUUACAGUGCAUAUUACAUAAUUAUUGCCAAGUAAUUAGUAGUUAGUAAAUAUUUUAUGUAUUUACAUAGUUUAGGCAAUGAUAUAUUUUAUUCAUGUGAAACUGAUAUAUACACAAAAAAAUAGGGCACUGGCUUCUUUGUGUAAUAUUGUAGUAUUAACAUUGUGACAAAACAUUGGAAUUUAUGUUGAUAAAGUAAUUAAUAUUAAAUCGGAAGGAGAAAUAAUAAUAUAAGCUCCAUAAACAGCGUCAUAAUCAGAUUACUUAGAACUGUAUGAAGUAUUAAAUUCUCAGUGGAAACAAAAGAUCUUAGAGGCACAGAGAGCAUUUAACUAUUCCUCAUUUCUCCUCGGUUGUAGAUGUUCUUCGAGGGGCAAUGAACGUUUCUUCUUUUAGUGGUCCACACACAAAUUCUUAAAGCAAUGAGACUGCACUGAAUUUACCUGAUUCAGAUGUGUACAUCAUUUCCACAUGAAUACGAUCUAUUACAUUAAACCAGUUAUUGCCAAAAAAGGUGAAAGACGAAUCAUCGGUAAAGUCAACGUGAAACAUUUUCUCUUGGGGGAGUUUAAGCUUUUAAUUGGUUUCUAUGGUUUUGUUCUGCCCACUGGUGCAGAAUGAUGCAAUCAAAAAACGGGAUUUUUAGUGAUGAGCAAAAAAAUCAGUACAAUUUAAUCGCAGAUUUAAAAAAGGUGAAUUUUCAUUCCAGUAUGACUUUAAUGUAAUAUAUAUGUUGUGGAAAUGAUACUGAAACAAUUCAAUUCGGUGCAUCAUUUUAUCAGAACUGUUCAAAAAAAGGAUCUCCAACAGAUUAUUAAAAAUACAUUCAGCUUUGUUUAUAUACAUGCUUUCAAUACUGGUGGAUUAUUUUUUGCUGUCUUCUUGUGGAACCUUCUCAUGGCUGGCUUGAUGAUAUUUACCGAGAGUUUUUCUGUGAGUUGAUCAGUGAUUUCCUUCAGUAUGUGGAUAUGUGUUAUCCCGAGACUGCCACGUAAAAAAGACAUGAUA
This is a messenger RNA of Pygocentrus nattereri (red-bellied piranha), 3796 nucleotides long. RefSeq names its product glycoprotein M6Ba (gene gpm6ba). Lineage: Eukaryota; Metazoa; Chordata; Actinopteri; Characiformes; Serrasalmidae. The record is from RefSeq and is a predicted model, not a curated record. Gene Ontology annotation, cellular component: plasma membrane; myelin sheath. The transcript has 7 exons. Gene Ontology annotation, molecular function: structural constituent of myelin sheath. The coding region runs from base 153 to 1028 and encodes 291 amino acids. Gene Ontology annotation, biological process: central nervous system myelination; axon development.